GUUAGGAAAAUGCUUUAUGGUAUAGAGGAAACACCUCCCUUCCUUAUUAUGUUGCCAGUGGCAUUCCAGCAUCUGGUAUUCUGUUUUGGCUCCAUGCUCAGUAUCACCUUCAUCGUCGCCGAUUCUGUUUGUGCUCCUGUGACGGAUCCGAUCAGGUCACAACUCUUCUGUUCCUCUCUGUUUAUGGUCGGCCUGACAACCACGAUACAAGUCCUACUGGGAGUGAGACUACCAAUAUUCCAAGGACCGUCUCAAACCUUUCUGUUUCCAUUGAUUGUCGUUUGGAAAUGCCCACAGCACCUACUCACCCAGAGCGUCUGGUCUAACGUCAGUCUUACAACUACCAACACGACCCUCUUACCUAACAUCACUAACAGUAAGGGAUACACUAACCUCACUAAUAUAACGAUGACAUCACUUAUCAACGGAAGUAUUGCCUUGGGGGACUCGGAAAGGCAGAAACUUGUUUACUCCCGGAUAAACGAGCUACAGGGAUCUCUUAUGUUAGCGUCGUUGGUAGAGGUCCUUCUAGGGGUCACAGGUUUGAUGGGAACCCUGCUGAGAUUUGUCAGCCCAAUAUCCAUAUCAGUAACGAUAACUCUUGUUGGAAUAUCACUGCAUCCAAUUCCGGCCAUGUACAGUAGCUGUUACUGGCCUAUCGCCCUCCUAUGCGCUGGCCUAAUGAUGCUGUUCGCCUUCUAUCUGUCCCAUGUACGGGUGCCCCUCCCCCGACAGAGCUGCUGCCGUCGUCAGACUACUACCGCACUAGGAACCAAGAUUCCAGUCUUUGAUAUCAUGUCUAUUCCCCUCAGUGUGGCAGUGUGCUGGGUUUUGUGUUUUAUCCUCACAAUGGCGGAUUUCUUUCCCGAUGAUCCCAGUGACCCAAAAUAUCGCGCAAGAACAGAUGCACGUGGGGAUAUCAUCCGGGCAACGCCCUGGUUUUUCUUACCUUACCCAGGACAAUUUGGAUACCCUAAAAUCAACGUCCCUAUAUUUCUUGGAUUUCUGUUUGCGUUUAUCGCAUCAGCCAUUGAAUCAGUCGGGGAUUAUUUUGCUGUCGCGGAAUCAUGCAAUGCCGAACCACCGCCAACACACGCCAUCAAUAGAGGUAUCCUGACUGAGGGACUGCUGAGUCUGCUGUCUGGAGCUGUGGGUACAGGGCACGCUACCUCCACCUACAGUGUAUCGGCUGCUAUCCCGGGCAUUACUAAGGUGGGUAGUCGUUACGUACUAGUAUUGGCGGGAAUACUUGCAAUGUUGAUGGGCGUGGUUGGAAAAAUGGGCGCUGUCAUGUCGUCAAUACCGGAACCGGUUGUGGGAGGAGUCUCUUUGGUCGGGUUUGGUAUCAUUGUCGGGAUAGGCGUGUCUGCCCUCCGUACCGUGGAUCUGACGUCAUCAAGGAAUCUGUCGAUUAUAGGAACAUCUAUAUUUGGUGCGAUUGUAAUAUCGGAUUGGCUAGAAAGCAACAAAGGGGCCAUUGAUACAGGAUCAGAACAAUGGAAUAAUAUUGUAGAUCUGGUAUUGGGUACUCCAAUGAUGGUAGGCUGCAUCAUCUCAAUCUUCCUGGAUAACACUGUCCGAGGAACUGAUAUGGAGCGAGGACUAACAACCUCCAGAGAAAUGUCACCAUUCCAUUCAGUAAGUGACAUUAUACAGACGAGUAAGGACCUAGGACGUAUGAACUCUCAGACAGAAGAACUUCUGGACAAAGGACGGCGUCAGUGUAAUGGCAGAGAUGAGACUAUUGAUAUUUACAAUCUGCCUCUGAUCGGUAGACUACAGAGAAGAAUAACAUGUCUUCGAUACGUUCCAUUUUUUCAGCCCUACUACCAAACACAUGAUACGAUACAAUCUAACAGCACAGAAAAAGUUUAAAUUACAGAAGUAUAGGGAAAAGUCUUCUUAACAUCUUCUAUAACACUGUAUAUUGGCAAAAUUUUCCCGCAGUUUAAUUUUCGCCUUUUUCGAUGUACGUAAUGAAAACAAAUUUACCAUUUAAGCAAAUAUUACUACGACAAUAUAUAUCUAUUGUUAAGGAAAUGUGAAGAUAAAAAUUGAUUUUAAUGACGAAGGAAAAACUUUGACACAGCGAAAGUUUCCCGGUAUACCGUAUUUGGUGCAACUAUGCUAUUUAACGUACCAUUCGUUUGCUGGCUAUGUAAAUAAAGUGUACAGUUUAUGGUACGUAAGUUAGCUAUUUAUGUGUAAGCUUUGUUUAUAAGGGCUGCGUGUCAAGUUGAUUAUUUUACGCGAAUUUUGUAAGACAGUCACAUUUGUAUCUUGAGAAGUCGAUUAAGCGAAUGGGGAAGCUUUAAAAAAAAACAUGUCAUGUUCAAAAAGACUUAAAUGUAAGUAUCAUUGGUACAUACACGUACCUCCGAAAACACGUAUUUAUAUUUCAUUACAAUAAUACAAGAUGUGUCAAUAUGUUUGUGAGCAUGUAAUGUACUGUUCGCCUUUAACGUAAAUUGUAAAUUGUAUGAAUAAUCCGGAUUAACUAGUUUAUAAUUGUUUAGCAUAAAAUGUGAUUAUUUCAACAAAACAGACAUGGGUAUAUACUUUAUCAUUAUUAUAAACAUAUUCAGUAGAUAAACACUGCAAUUAUAACGUCUACAUUAUCACUGUAUGUGUGAACUGGCAAGUCAACUAUGAGUUUCAAUCCAGAGAGUUACAAAAUAUAUAAACAUAUUAAGUUAUUCAUUUGUGCAAUGCAGUAAUGCAAAUGGAUCCUGAUAUAACGUGCGUCU
Messenger RNA from Mizuhopecten yessoensis (Yesso scallop), 2747 nucleotides. RefSeq names its product solute carrier family 23 member 1-like. The record is from RefSeq and is a predicted model, not a curated record. Gene Ontology annotation, cellular component: membrane. Gene Ontology annotation, biological process: transmembrane transport. Gene Ontology annotation, molecular function: transmembrane transporter activity. The coding region runs from base 10 to 1875 and encodes 621 amino acids. Lineage: Eukaryota; Metazoa; Mollusca; Bivalvia; Pectinida; Pectinidae. The transcript is spliced from 12 exons.